GGCCUGCCAGACAUCAGCUGGAAGGACGACAACGAGGGCCGCGCACGCAGGGCUGUCAGAGGAGGCCGCAGAGGCUCUGCGGGCAGAGCAGACAGCACCAGAGGCAGGGGCUCGAGCGACCAGAUGCCGGGGAAGAAGGACACCAAGAUAGUGGACCUGGGCGAGCUCGACGACGGCGAGAUGGACGUAGCCAAGAUGCAAAAGUUUUUCCCUGUGAUGAUGCGGCUGCUGCUGAACUUGGCCCAGCGGGGACGAGUACGUGCGUGGACACGCGCAGCAGAAGGCAGCAGGGCCAACAACAACAAGCAGCAGAGCGACGAGACAAUCAAGCCGAUUGGCACGAUCUCGGUGACGUGCUACGCAGACGUGUUCCAGGGGCUGCUAGCCGAGGGCAACGCGGUAGGGCGAGUGAGCCAGCAGAACCUCGAGACCCUGGCGAGCGAGCAGGCAAAGCUGACGGUCGCCGAGAUGGGCGAAGUGGUCCCGCUGGCGAAGACCACGAAUUGCUACAAGGAGGGAAAGGUGAAGCUGAUACUAGCGUUCAGCGGCAGGCUGAACAUGGCGCCCGUGCUGGACUCGCUGAUCCAGGCGGGAGCGGACUACAAGCAGGGAAUGGCCCCGAUGGGCCACCUCGAGAGACUGAUCCACACAGGACUCCAGGAGCUCGACGGGGCGAUGUUCGACUGA
Messenger RNA from Prorocentrum cordatum, 687 nucleotides. The record is from the annotation of a GenBank genome assembly. Lineage: Eukaryota; Dinophyceae; Prorocentrales; Prorocentraceae.